ACGAAGUAGUUACUGCCAAACUCCAAAGGUUGAUUUGUGUUAGAUGUGCAGUUGUGUUACUGAAAGAGAAAAAUACUCGUUUUUCGCUAAUGUAAGAUAUUUUUUAAUGUGAAUAAUAAUUUGUAAAAACUAUUUUUUAAAGAUUAUAUUGAUUUCUAAAAUUUGAUUCCGGCGGAUGUAUGGCAUGAAUUUAUGCAACAAAAUGGUUCUGUGUUCCUUGGAAAUGCGUGUAGUGAGAGACAUGUCACAAUGUGGAUUCAUACAGAAAAUUUAUAUACAUAAUUAUUUUGUGAUUUAUUUUCAAUAUUAAAAGUAUUGAGGCAUAUUUUUGCUUUGCAGAACCUUGAACACUGACGUUUCGUUGAUAACCUCGGGUUUUAUUAAUCUAACUAAGAUCAGCAAGUAACCUGUGCUAGACACAGCAGUUGUUGCAUGAUCUUUCGGAAGUACUUUUUUUACGCAUAUCAGCAACAAAUAAGAUUAACUGAGUGGAUUAGCUUUGUUAUUUUGUUAGUUUUGUUACACGUACCAACAGCAGAAGUUUAAUGACUCGUGCUUUAUGAUGGGAGACCGCGAUAACCAUCAGAAUAAAGGUCCUAUCGAUGAAAUUAUUGAACAUAUGACUGCAGAUAUACAAACUAGUGAUGGCCAGUAUAUACCGUUAGGCUUUACACCACCACCUACACCAGCUACAGCCCCACACUGCUGGACAGAGUAUGCAGCUUCUACAAAUGGAAGUAGUGAUAAUCACCCUUAUACACCCCACACAUCAAUGGCAAUGAAUCCAGGGGAAAAUGCCAUGUAUAUUUCUGGAGUUCGUUGUGACGUUAGUACAUCCCAUUUGUCAAAACAGGCCAGUGAAGUACCUCAAGAUCACAGUUUCUACUAUGCAGCAUCUGCACAGCAGCAGCAAAUGAAUGCAAUGGCAGAGAAUCAUGAAGUAAUUGGAACUGUUGUUGAUGGUGGAGGAAACAUUGUUAAUGUUGUGUAUAGUGGUUCUAAUAUGAUAUCACCACAGGCAUACCAUAUGAUGCCCCAUGACAGCAGAGAACCCAUGAAGCUUCCAAUAGGAAGAUUUAUAUCUUAUCAGAGUGGGAAUUUAGACACCUCCUGUACCCAUUUGAGGGAUUAUGGACUUUUCAACAAUGGUGAUAUUCAACAACAAUCUCAGCAUUGUGGUAGACAGCAGGAACAGCAUUUCCGAGGAAGUUUAAGUAAUCGAGCACAGUUGAUAGAAAACCUUGUUGGUAAUUGGGUGCCAAAUCAGAGUGGCACAUAUAGCCCAUUUGGAUGUAUGGAUAAUAUUAUUAGACCAGCUCCAUCAACAAAUCAGCUGGGAAUCCAGACAAUUCCAGUAUCUUCUAAUGCUGAAAUGGAAUGUAAGGGGGUUGGUCAUAUUGUUAGAAAGGCAAGGAUAGUUGCAGAAGUUCGCCCUAUGAGACCAACUUACUCUGAUGUCCUUACAAAGUCAGCUCCUAUAACAUUACCAGCAGUUAAACCUAGUUCUAACAAUUCAAAUGCAACAAAUAAAUCAGAGUCCACAAAUGUUGUAAAAUCUAAAGGUUCUGCAUCAAAAGGUAAUAAUGGGAAAAGGAACAAUAGAAGUGGUAUUUUAAAGAGGCAACAUUCUUCUGGCAGCGAGGAGCAUAAUGGCAAUGGAAAUAUUAAUGCCAGCAAAUUAAUUCAGAAUUCUGUUGUGACCCAGAAAUCUGUGGGUACUGACCUGAAGCACAGUAGUUCUGGAAUUGGGUGCAACUCUCUUCCUCGAAAAUGGGUUUCCCUAGAUGAUUUGGAUAGUGAUAAGCAAAUGACAGGAGAACUUGAUGAAGAAAUGUUGCAGUCAGAAGAUAUAGUUUCAUCAAAAACGCUGCAAAGUGGUUCACAGAAUGCUGUUGGUGAAGGAGGCAACAAGAAAUCUGUUGGAAUGCUUAAUUCCAAAUCUAAGUAUGGGCAGCAGG
Messenger RNA from Cryptotermes secundus, 1958 nucleotides. RefSeq lists its product as uncharacterized. The record is from RefSeq and is a predicted model, not a curated record. Lineage: Eukaryota; Metazoa; Arthropoda; Insecta; Blattodea; Kalotermitidae. The annotation marks the transcript as partial. The transcript has a single exon.